CAAAGUGAUACCAAAUUACUUUAAAAAGAAUUAGAGUUGAGCAGAAUGUCUAGAUUUGCAAACGGAUCAGUUAAAAACAGUUUGAAAGAACAUAUUGAUGCUGUUUUAUUGCAAGCAAUUAACAAAACUGAAAACCCAAAAUCGUUCGUCAACGGAGUUGGCUUUGGGAUCACAAAUGAUAAGGAAACCGUUUACAGCAACCAGGUUGGUCUUUCUAACGAAGAAAAGGGGCAGGAAUUUAGCUCCGAAACCCUUUUCAAUUACUGGUCGACCACUAAGCCAAUUGUAAGUACAGCCGUACUACAAUUGUAUGAAAGAGGUUUGGUUGACCUUGAUGCUGCUGCCUCUACAUAUUUACCCAUUCUCAAAGAUGUAAAGGUAAUUAAGGGUUGGGAUAAUGACGAACCGAUUUUGAAAACCCCGGAAACCGAACCAACCGUCAAACAAUUACUUCUUCACACCUCGGGCUUUGCUUACGCUUUCUAUAAUGAAGAUUAUCGAAAACUUUUGGCAAAAUACGGAGAGCCUAAUAUCUUCAACAUCACCGAAGAAAGUUUGAAGUGUAUGCCUCUUGUUUUCGAGCCAGGGUCUCAGUUUUUAUACGGACAUGGUCUUGACUUUGCUGGUUUCAUUGUUGAGAGUGUGUCUGGAAUGACUUUAGAACAGUAUUUGAAGGAAAAUAUCUUUAAACCCGCCAAAAUGAACGAUGUCACUUUUGAAGUGCAGCCUAAAGACAGUGAUAAAGUCUUGAUUUGUGACUCUAGACAAUCGGAUGGUUCAUUAAGGCCCUAUUCAACGCAGCCACUUCAAACUCCAGCUAAACAUUGUGGAGGACAUGGAUUAUUUGGAACCAUUGAACUGUACUUAAGAUUCAUUAGAAUUUGGAUCAAUGAAGGUAAAGCAGACGACGGUACCCAAAUAAUUAAAAAAGAAACUUGGAAAGAAGCCUCUCAAAAUAACUUGCCACCAAAUUUCACCACGACUGAUUUUAACUCAACAGAUGCUGAACUAACAAAGUCGGUUAAAUCAAGCGAUUUUUGGAGUUUGGGAUUUGGAAUCACCAGAGAAGACUCAAAAGCUGGAGUUCCUAAAGACUCACUCUAUUGGUGUGGGUUGGCGAACCUUUUCUUCUGGAUAGACUUGAAGAAUAAGAUUGGUGGUUAUUAUGUUACUCAGCUUUUCCCUCACGCCGAUCCCUCGAUCCAAGCUUAUCCAAAGCUCCAAAAAAUUGCUUAUGAUCAUUUACAGUAAUUCAGUCUACAAUGAUAUAGUUAGAACAAAAAUCAUGUAAUCGUUAAAUAUAUAUAAAGUGC
This is a messenger RNA of Hyphopichia burtonii NRRL Y-1933, 1313 nucleotides long. RefSeq names its product serine hydrolase domain-containing protein. The record is from RefSeq and is a predicted model, not a curated record. Bases 46 to 1251 code for a protein of 401 amino acids. Lineage: Eukaryota; Fungi; Ascomycota; Pichiomycetes; Serinales; Debaryomycetaceae. The transcript has a single exon.